AUGAAAACCAAUUAUAACCAGGACUAUCCAUACUAAGACUCACUAAAUUUCUUUUCCACCACCAGUUCAUCUACUCAAAACGCUCAAAAAAAUUUUAGGCCAUAUAAUCCAUAACAGGUAAAAGCACAGAUAGAAGGUGCUGUAGAUACUCAACUUAUCUAACCUUAAACCUUUGCAUAUAAUAUUUAGUAGAGUGCAUACGGAAACCAUUAGCAUAUCUAAAAAUAGAUAUUAAAUAGCCAAUAGAAUUAGAAUCAGGCAUUAAGUUAAAAUUUUAACAAUAGUAAUAUCAUUAAUAAAAAUUAAGCAAUCCAUACUAAUAGAUAAAGCAAAGGAUAAAACUCUAAUAACAAUACUUCCUCUGGAAACAGUAACUUCAAUGGCAAUAAUGCUACUACUACUACUAUGCGGGCAGGAGAUUGGAUUUGUUUAAUUUGUAAUAAUUUAAAUUUUUCAUUCAGAAAUGAAUGCAACAGAUGUAGAAUCUAAACUAAGCAAUAAAAUUACAUAUAAAAUAUGAUGAUUUGCUCAUAAGACAAAUUAAAUUCCACUUUCAAUCCUUAGUUAGUAAUUCCAACACCUUAAUUAAUCAACUAUGAAAUUGCUCAAGAAUAGCAAUAAUAAAAUCACUAAAUCUAUCAUCGAAUUCAGCAGUAAUAAUAGGCAAUUUAGAAAUCUCACUCUCAAAAUUAAUAGUUUUAAUAACCAUUUAUCCCUUUGUUAAAUAUGAAUCUUAAAAAAGCCAAUUCAGAAAAGGAAAAUAAGGAGCCAUAACCAAGCUUUACCAUGGCUAAUGGAGCUCCCUUGGGAACAUAAAUUAACAUGGUUAAUAUAAAUAAUCCUAAUCCAAGUGUAUUACAAACUAGCUAUAACCAAGAUGCUUAAACUUCUAAGGGAUCUUUUAAUAACAGCUAUUUAGCCAAUUAAGGUGCUAAUUAAAACGCUUCUUUUUAAUUUAAUUAAAGCUUAUAAAGCGAGUGCAUUAAUCUCAACACUCCUUAGCUUUUUUAUCCAAAUAAUAACUAAAAAUUCAAUGAUUUCAAGUAAAACUAAUAUUAAUAUCUUUAAAAUUAAAAUUAGUAACAGCUAUAUAAUUCCUCCCAAAUUUCAAAGUUAAAUGAUUUAAAUAAUUAGCAACAAUUUAAACAAAAUUUUCAGUACAAUUUUAACUAAAUCUCUAAUUAAUCACAGUAUUAACAACCCUGUUAAUUUGAAAGUUAAAAUUUCUAAUUACCAUUUUAAUUUAAAUAAAACAUAUCUUAAAACCAACAACCAGAUAAUUCAUCUCAAAUCAAUGGUAACAUACUUAUUUCUUAAUAAGAAAUUUAUUAGUAAAGAUAGAUGCAUUUUAUGAUGUAUUAACAAUAAUUACUCCUGCAACAAUAAAAAAAUCCAGCUGUUUCAUAAAAUUUAAAUUAAACCCCACAUUUGCUUAACUUUCCCUAAGUUAGCGGUUAGCCACUAUAAAAUGAGCUAUAAAAUUAGUUUCAUUAUCCUAAAAAUAACAUGUAAUAGUUUUUAAUAGAUAAUAAUAAUAAUAAUACUCAGAGAAGUCAGCUAAUUGAGUCUUAAGAUGAUUCUUAAAAUCAAAUGCAGAGUGAUCAGACUUAAAAUUAAUAAACAUAUUUUUAGUAGUAAUAAUGUACACAAGAGCACAACAAGUACGAAGCAAAGUGUGAAAAGGAAAAAUAAUUUGAAUAUUAAUUAAAUUCUAAGGAAGAAUCUAAAUAUUAAUAAAGUGUUGUUCUUUAAUCAGAAUCAAAAUAACAAUAAUAAAGUUUUUAUUUUCCCCAUCAAAUAAAUUUUCUUUAGAAAUCUAUGGUUUUUUAACAACCUUAGGGCUUAACUUUAAAUAACUUUAAUGUAAUUUAAAAACCUUCAAAUGUGUUUUAACAACAGUAAUAAUAAUAAUAAUAAUUACCAAGUAGGAAUCAAUAAAUAUCUUAGGGGGUAAAUGAAAUUUGUGGAAUCAAAACAAAUAAGACACUUUGCAAUGGAAAUUUCAGUAAUCAGGAACAAAAUUCUGAAAUAAAUAAACAUGUAUCUUAGCCAUUUCCAUAACCUCAAAAUUGCACAACUAAUUCAUUCUAUUCUUUGAAUUUGUGGUCUGGACCCUAGAAAGGAUAUGAAAAUAGGCUUCUUGUUACCCCUCCAAAAGCAAAGCAAUUUCAAUAGUAAAACCUUCCUCUCUCUGAUAUAGAAAACCUAAUAACACAAUUUAAGCUAAUGUAUUCAACAGAAAAAAAAUCUCAAGCUAAGAGUAUACAUAGCGAUAACAAAAGUGAAAGUCAUUCAACUUUUUUCGGAUCAACUUAAAAAGAAAUUCCAAAUUCAAAUAAAAGUCUUAACUUCAAAGAAUACUAAGAAGAUUUAAUAUAAGAGAAAGGAGAAAUUUAAAUUUUAAAUCAAGGACAAUAGAAUGAAGAAACUAAGAGUCCUGAAAAAAUUGUAAAACAAAUAGAUUUUAAUGAAGAUAAUACUCUAGAUAAAGAUGAAAUUGAAAACCAAGAGUUAAAGAAUAUUAAAGAAAAUCGACUAAAUCUAAAAAUGACAUAGAAAACUCAAAAAAUUUAUAUUGAAAAAUAUUCAAAUGAGAAAGAAGAUUUUGUAAACCAUGAAAACUAAUUGUAAAACAGUUAGUAAAAAUUUAAUAAUCGUAAUGAAGAAGAAUCAGGAAGUAAGCAUUAUGAAAAAAAAUCGUUUAAAUUUUAAUAAUCAGAAAUUAUUCUAUUUGAAAAAGAAAAUUGUAAAGAUUGUGAAAAUAGAAAUUAAGCAGAUUAAAAUGCUGACGUAUCAUAAAUAUCAACAUAAAUUCUUUCAAAGUAAAGCACAAAAGAAAAAUGUGAUAAAUAUUUAUCCUUAGAUGAAAUCAUUACCACUCCAUUAAAAUAAGUUGAAGAUUAAGAAACAGAAAAUGCAAUUGAGUUGUAAAAAUAUUCAAAUAAUAAUUCAGAAACGAAAUAAACAAUCAGUUAAAUAGUUUGA
Molecule: messenger RNA, 2985 nt
Organism: Tetrahymena thermophila SB210
Lineage: Eukaryota; Ciliophora; Oligohymenophorea; Hymenostomatida; Tetrahymenidae
Product: zinc finger, Ran-binding protein
Exons: 1
Source: RefSeq, a predicted model, not a curated record